This is a messenger RNA of Cuscuta campestris, 3553 nucleotides long. NCBI's taxonomy places the organism in Eukaryota, Viridiplantae, Streptophyta, Magnoliopsida, Solanales, Convolvulaceae. The record is from the annotation of a GenBank genome assembly.
CUAAAUAUAGUCAUGUGUGAUCUUGUUUGAUUUGUCUUAACAUAUAGAUUAUUAAUAUAUAAUUUCUAUAAUUUUUUAAUAUACAAAUUACAAGAUAAAAUGGAUUAAAGAAGUGUAUUGGAUGAGUCGAGAGUGAUCGCGUGGAGCUUCGAUUUCCUCCGCUAUCCUCCGUCGUUCUUAUCUAACCCGUGGCGGGGAAAAAAACCUUCAAAAGCCGCUGGAGUCGCCAUUGCCGGAAACUCGAACAAACUCCUCACAUUUCUCUUCUUACAGCUAGCUCCGCCGAGUCCCAUCCAUAGUCCGCCGUCUUCCAACGUAUCUGGACGCCUUUGUCCUAAUUUUCCAGUCAACCGUACGCCGCUUGUAGUGUCCCGCCGCCAGACGCUCGAUUUCUCCACAGGUUCUCAGCGUCUCCAUGCUCCAUAUAGCUCUUUAGGUUUGGCUCUAUUAUGAUUGUAGAUAUGUUGGCAUCGAGUGAUGCCUUAUGGAAAUCUGGACCAGAUUUCUCCAUCUUAGGGAAUUUUCAUUCUAAACAAGGUAGAUCUUAUAGAAGAGAUGCGUGGAGUGGAUAUUCUAGGAGGCCUUUCAGUGGUUUGCUUAGGUCCUGGGUGAUUGGGAGAUUUGUUCCCGUGCAUCUCUUCAUUCCACGCCCAGCUAUAGUUGGACACAAGAGCGUGAAGUGUUUCAGUUUUGUUGAGGAGCCGUGGCUAUUGCAGCUGCCUUUGGUUUCUAAUCAAUUUUUAGAAUCAGAUGGUGGUGAUGGUAUCGAUACACAGCUUUCCACCGCUGAUGCAGGAGAAUCUGGAAUCGAAUAUCGGGUUGAAGUUGCUACAACAGACAAGAAGAGUGAAAUUCCGGUAGCCUCUUUUGAAUCAGGUUUUCCUGUUGAGGAGCCCUGGCUGGCUGAAUCAACGAUCGAUUAUUCUUUUUCUAAUGUCAACAUGACCCUUGAUGUGUCUGCUUGUGAAGAACAUACUAGAAGUGCGGAAAAUCGCCAGACAACAGUUCCAGUAGCCUCCGUUGAAUCACGUUAUCCUGUUGAGGAGCCCUGGCUGGCUGAAUCAAUGAUCGAUUAUUCCAUUUCUAACCUCAAAAUGGCCUCUGAUGUGUCUACUUGUGAAGAACAUUCUAGAAGUGCAGACACAACAGGAAAAGAGAUUGAGUGUCGGGUUGAAGGUACUACAACAUAUAAGAACACUGGCAGUCCAGUAGUCUCCUUUGAAUCAGGAUAUCCUGUUGAGGAGCCCUGUCUGGCAGAACCAAUGAUUGAUUAUUCCAUUUCUAAUGUCAAAAUGACCACCGGCGUGUCUACUUGUGAUGAACAUUUUAGAAGUGAGAAAGCUUACCACGGAAAAGGAAAAGAGCAUUUUCAAGAAUAUGAGAAGCAAUCACCUCUUGAGAAUACUGUAAUUACCGGGGAUAACUCAGUUAACACAGUUAUAUUGAUAAACUCCUCUGUUUGCACAAUGCAAAGGAUUGCUGUUUUAGAAAAUGGGAGAUUAGUAGAAUUGUUGUUGGAGCCUGUAAAAAACAAUGUGCAAUGUGAUAGUGUGUAUCUAGGCGUAAUUACCUGCUUAACCCCCCAGAUGGGUGGUGCAUUUGUAAAUAUUGGCAACCACCAAUCUGCAUUUAUGAACAUAAAUAUUCAUAAGGAGCCAUUCAUAUUUCCUCCAUUUUCUGAUGAUAGGGGCCGAGAAACCAUUGCCUAUGAGCCUGUCAAGUUUGGAGAAAAUUCAGAUCUUGAAACUGAAGCUACUUUAGAUGAAGUUAUAGAGGAUGAUGACAUAGAUGAUGACCCUGCCGAAUAUUUACAAGAUAAUUGUGAUCAGCAUGAAAAUCAUGAUACUGAUAAAAAUGUAGACUUUAGAGGAAAUGGUACGGAAAGUGAUGGUCAUGGUAUUCAGAGACACCAUCUUAAGAAAAAUCACAAUCAUGAUAUUAGUAAAAGAAUGUGGGCGCAGGUUCAGAAAGGUACAAAAAUAAUUGUACAAGUUACUAAAGAAGGACUAGGUAGAAAGGGCCCCUCAGUCACUCCAUAUCCACGAUUACGAAGCAGGUUUUGGGUUUUACGUGCUAGCAGCAACGCAAUAGGGAUUUCAAAGAAAAUAUGUGGUCCUGAGCGCACUCGUCUGAGGGGAAUAGCAGAGACCUUACAGCCUCCAGGUUUUGGCAUUACUCUAAGAACUGUUGCUGUGGGUCAUUCAUCAGAUGAUUUAAAGAAGGAUCUGGAAGGUUUGGUCUCAACUUGGAAAAGCAUAAGGGAGCAUGCAAAGUCUUCUGCUCUUGCUGCCGAUGAAGGAUUAGAUGGAGCAGUUCCGGUUAUGCUUCACCAGGCCAUGAGUCAAACACUAUCUAUUGUCCAGGAUUAUUUUAAUGGCAAGGUUAAGAGCAUGGUGGUUGAUUCUCGAAAGAUAUAUCAUGAGGUUAAAAAUUAUCUUCAAGAAAUAGCUCCUAAUCUUUGUCACAGAGUUGAAUUAUACAUCAACGAAGCUCCACUCUUUGAUAAAUAUGAGAUUGAGGGAGAAAUAGAUAACAUUCUUAUUAACAGGGUUCCUCUUUCUAAUGGAGGUUAUCUGGUGAUAGAACAAACAGAGGCGUUAUUCUCUAUCGAUGUUAAUGGUGGUCAGUGUAUGAUUGGGAAUGGGACAUCCCAAGAGCAAGCAAUUCUUGAAGUCAACCUUGCAGCAGCGAGACAAAUUGCUAGGGAAUUGAGGCUGAGAGAUAUUGGUGGUCUUAUUGUUGUGGACUUCAUAGAUAUGGUGGAUUAUUCAAAUAAAAGGUUGGUCUACGAAGAAAUGAAGAAGGCUGUUGAAAGGGAUAGAUCAACUGUCAAUGUGUCUGAGUUAUCCACGCAUGGACUUAUGGAAAUUACAAGGAAAAGAGUUCGACCAAGUGUGCCAUUUAUGAUCAGUGAACCCUGCACUUGUUGUUAUGGCACUGGGAGGGUGGUAGCUUUGCAGACUGCAUUUUCCAAAAUUGAGCGCGGAAUUUCUCGUUUUCUGUCAAGGAUGAAUGAGAAAGCAAACCCCGAAGAUCCCGUUUCGUGGCCCAGAUUUAUUCUCAUGGUUGAUCAGUACAUGUAUAACUAUUUGACUCAAGGAAGGAAGACAAAGUUAGAUAUAUUGAGUAGCUCUCUCAAAGUUUGGGUUGUACCGAAGGUAUGUGUGAUAAACUUUACAAUUUUGGACUUUUUAAGCUCAGUAAUUUUAUGGAUAUCUGGUGGCUGUUAUUGCUCUGAAUGCAUGAUCUAACUGUGUACACGUAAGUGACGUAACUCUCAAUGCAUCCCAUCUCAUGUAUCUCCUAUUCAUGCAUGCACGAGUGCAGACAGAAGCGGCUCCAUGUUUCAAACAUAGGAGUCACGUACAUCCGACCCCCUUUAUCCCAUAAUGGGCGAGAACAUUUGAGACACGGGUAAUGUUGUUGUACCCGAGUAAAGUUGCAUACAUCUUGACCCAGACCUAGGAGCAUACUGCGUUUGUCUAUUCCUAUUCAGGUAUUUAGAUAACACCAGACUUGACCAGAAACUUUCAGGCCAGAUCAGAUGUUAUAU